Hevea brasiliensis (rubber tree) is the source of this 1245-nucleotide messenger RNA. RefSeq names its product protein ANTHESIS POMOTING FACTOR 1. The record is from RefSeq and is a predicted model, not a curated record. The coding region runs from base 62 to 1078 and encodes 338 amino acids. Gene Ontology annotation, molecular function: protein binding; chromatin binding. NCBI's taxonomy places the organism in Eukaryota, Viridiplantae, Streptophyta, Magnoliopsida, Malpighiales, Euphorbiaceae. The transcript has 11 exons. Gene Ontology annotation, cellular component: Set1C/COMPASS complex.
UUCUUCUCUCUCUCUCUCUCACACACACACACAUACACACACAAAUCUGAAAAAUCCACAAAUGGCGACGACGUCACUCACUGAGUUGGAUGACGAUACAGUUCGCAGCAUGUCUAUUGGAGCCGUUUUCUCAGAUUUUGGUGGGAAAAUAAAUUCUGUUGAUUUUCAUCGAAAAGACGAUUUGUUGGUCACGGCGAGUGAGGAUGAUUCUGUUCGGCUUUAUGACAUUGCAAGUGCUAAGUUGCUCAAGACAACUUAUCACAAGAAACAUGGUGCUGACCGCAUUUGUUUUACCCACCACCCUAGCUCUGUUAUUUGUUCCUCUAAAUACAAUUUGGAUUCUAAUGGAGAAUCCUUACGAUAUCUAUCAAUGUAUGAUAAUAGGUGUCUUCGCUACUUCAAAGGGCAUAAGGAGAGAGUUGUUUCCCUUUGCAUGUCUCCGAUCAAUGACAGUUUCAUGUCUGGUUCCCUUGACCACAGCGUCAGAAUAUGGGAUCUUCGUGUAAACGCUUGCCAGGGAAUUUUGCGCCUACGUGGUAGACCUACAGUUGCAUAUGACCAACAAGGUCUUGUCUUUGCUGUGGCAAUGGAAGGGGGUGCGAUUAAAUUGUUUGAUUCACGUUCAUAUGACAAGGGUCCCUUUGACACCUUUUUAGUUGGUGGAGACACAGCUGAGGUUUGUGAUAUUAAAUUCAGCAAUGAUGGCAAAUCAAUGCUUUUGACAACCACAAGUAAUAAUAUUUAUGUUCUUGAUGCAUAUGGAGGAGAGAAGCGAUGUGGUUUCAGUUUGGAACCAUCUCCAAAUACUACUAUAGAGGCAACUUUUACUCCUGAUGGCCAGUAUGUGGUAUCAGGCUCAGGAGAUGGAACCUUGCAUGCCUGGAAUAUCAACAUGAGAAAUGAGGUUGCAUUCUGGAACAGUCACAUAGGUGUCUCAUCGUGCUUGAAAUGGGCACCUCGCCGGGCCAUGUUUGUUGCUGCAUCCUCAGUUCUUACGUUUUGGAUACCAAAUAAUUCAAAAUCAGCUGCAGAGCCUCGAUCCAUGGAAAAUGAAGGGGUCGAGCAUAUUUCUCAAUGAUGAAAACCAGGUCUUUCUUGCCUGUUUAAAUUAUCUGCAAUGGAUAGUAAUUACCAUAAACAUUAUUUACCAUUAUAGGGCCACAAUUUUGGUGUGAGCUUGAAUUGGCCUCAAUUUUGUAAUAUUAUGGUUUUAUUUUAAUAAAUAUUUGUGAUCUUCAUUUUCAA